Molecule: messenger RNA, 2247 nt
Organism: Exophiala mesophila
Lineage: Eukaryota; Fungi; Ascomycota; Eurotiomycetes; Chaetothyriales; Herpotrichiellaceae
Exons: 2
Coding region: 668-1723 (351 amino acids)
Biological process (GO): protein phosphorylation
Cellular component (GO): nucleus; mediator complex
Molecular function (GO): cyclin-dependent protein serine/threonine kinase activity; ATP binding; RNA polymerase II CTD heptapeptide repeat kinase activity
Source: RefSeq, a predicted model, not a curated record
CAAAGACACUAUCAGGCAGCAUGAUUCAACAUGUAUUGGUACGUCUCUAGACAAGACGCUGGCCACCCUAGCGCCAAUCUCUGAACACGCUUGAACAGGCUGAACGAUAAGAAGCCCACCCUUGCAUAUGUCCAAUGCUCAUUGGCUCGCCUUGAUUCCUGUGAUAACAACUCGAAGUCUGCCACUCAGACCUGAGUCAUGAAGGUUGACCUAGCAAGCUCACACGAUCGAUCAGACGUGUAUCGCUAUUUCUGGCGGAUGACCUCAUCAUGCUCAACAUGUCACGACCUGGCACAAGCCUUAACAUUGCCCAACAGCUAAGGAAAACUACUCAACUUGGCUUGGAAGAUGCCGUGAGAGGCCUUGACAAAAAGCAGCAGCCGGGCAAUACUUAUCAUGGAAAAGUCAAGAUUGGCAACAAAUAUAACAUUAUUGGCUUCAUCAGCAGCGGGACAUAUGGCAGGGUUUACAAGGCUAUGGAAAAGAAUCCGAAAGGAGAUUUGUUAAGCCCAACAUCGACGACCAACUCCAAGGAACUUUAUGCAAUCAAAAAGUUUGUCGUCCAGUCCUAGUCAAGUACAUCGUGCUCAUUCUUUACAGAUUCAAGCCGGAGAAAGAAGGGGACAAUGUGCAGUAUACGGGGCUAUCACAAUCUGCCAUUCGGGAGAUGUCUUUGUGUACAGAGUUGUCUCAUCCCAAUGUUGUCCACUUGGCUGAAAUCAUCCUCGAAGACAAGUGCGUCUUCAUGGUGUUCGAAUACUGUGAGCAUGACUUGCUCCAAAUCAUCCAUCAUCAUACUCAACCAACCCGGCGGCCAAUACCCGCCAACAUGAUCAAGUCAAUUUUGUUUCAACUCUUGAAUGGCUUAUUCUACCUCCAUCAGAACUGGGUGAUCCAUCGGGACUUGAAACCAGCCAACAUUAUGGUUACCUCCUCCGGUCAUGUUCGCAUUGGCGAUCUUGGCCUUGCUCGACUAUUCCACAAGCCUUUAUCCUCUCUAUAUACUGGCGACAAGGUUGUUGUCACAAUUUGGUAUCGAAGCCCCGACCUUCUUCUCGGUGCACGCCAUUAUACCCCCGCUAUCGAUCUUUGGGCCGUAGGUUGCAUCUUUGCAGAAUUACUUAGCCUUCGACCGAUUUUUAAAGGAGAGGAAACCAAGAUGGACAGCAAAAAGACCGUUCCCUUUCAGAGAAACCAAAUGGGAAAGAUCGUGGAAAUCUUGGGUAUGCCGAGAAGGGAGAACUGGAAAGGUCUGGCCGACAUGCCAGAAUAUAGCCAACUCCAAUCCUUGAUGAUGUCCAGGGGUGGCAUGCCCGGUUUGUAUCCUGGUUCAUCAUCGUCGUUGAGUCGGGGGUCGAAUGCUAACAACGGGACCGGGCUGGAAACUUGGUACAACAACUGCCUGCGGCUGAGUAAUUAUCCCUCAGAUAAAUCCCCAGGCCAGCGAGGCUUACAACUGCUAUCUGAACUUUUCGAAUACGAUCCUGAGCAACGAUUAACCGCCGAGCAAGCUCUGCAACAUGACUACUUCAGAUGCACAGAUGAUGGCCCCAACAGAGGCAAGAUUUGGGUGACCAAUAAUUGUUUUCAGGGCCUGGACGAAGUAUACCCGCAUCGAAGGGUGAGCACGGAAACAAAUGAUAUUGGCACUGGUAGUUUACCAGGAACCAAGCGAAAUGGACUUCCAGAUGACUCCCUUCUACCUCCUGCGAAGAGGCGAUAGGAACGACCCAUUAAGCCCAAGCUUGUUUAGGCCGGAGCGCCAAUGUACUGUCUGAAUUUGGUUGUGCGUGAAGGCCAUCUUUCCUCAGAGUGUAUCGAUAAGCUGGUAUCAUCUACCACGCAUCGCAGACCUAAAGCUGAGGGACAUGAAACCAAUGGAGGCUGUAGUCAGGUUCAUCUAUGCCUUUAAACCACUCUUCCAGCGUACAUACGGACGAUUAUGAAGUCACAACAUACCAACCAGACAGGUUGAGAGUGGUAUGGGUGUGUGGAAAAGAAGUCUCGAUCAGCCUGUCAUUGAGCAUCACAUCAGUCGCUUGGAUCAUUUUCACACAACAUAUGCAUGCCUCUCAGAAAAUUUAAGGCUUCCACAUGUCGUGCAGCAGCCGAAGCAUUCAAAGCAUUCAAAGAAAAGUGGUUGAUUGAUGUGCUGGCUCAUUCAAAAUGCCACGUGAGACUGGUCUGAAAGCUGGGCUCAAUCAACAUAUCUAUAGCAAAGUUCGAGCUCAGCAAAUCAUGGAUCAC